Molecule: messenger RNA, 834 nt
Organism: Emys orbicularis (European pond turtle)
Lineage: Eukaryota; Metazoa; Chordata; Testudines; Emydidae
Exons: 1
Coding region: 1-834 (277 amino acids)
Source: RefSeq, a predicted model, not a curated record
AUGAAGGGAAUCACCGUGACAUUGAACAUUAAACCUGGCAGUCAACCAAAAUAUCUGAAAGCUAGAACUGUGCCAUAUGCCCUCAGGCCAAAGGUUGAAGCAGACCUGGAGCACCUGGUCACAAAUGAAGUCCUAAUACCAGUUACCCAUAGCUCAUGGGCAACUCCAAUCAUUCCAAUAGUGAAGAAAAAUGGCUCCCUCCGGAUUUGCAGAGAUUUUAAAGUCAUGGUCAACCCGGUGUUGUGUGCAGAGCAAUACCCACUUCCCCGCAUCAAUGACCUCUUUGCGGGCCUGGCUGGGGGACAAAAGUUCAGUAAGAUUGAUCUGAGUCAAGCAUAUUUACAGAUGCAUGUUGAUGAAAAGUCCCAAGAGCUGUUGACUACUGUGAUGCAUAAAGGGCUUUAUCAAUACUGUCGCCUACCCUUCGGAAUAAUGUCUGCUCCCACCUUAUUCCAGAAGGCUAUGGACCAGAUCUUGUGUGGCUUGCCAGGAGUCCUGUGCAUCCUGGUCACUGGAACAAAUGAGGAGGAUCACCUAAAGAAUUUAGAGGCUACCUUACAAAGACUGGAAGAGUAUUGCCUACAAGUCCUCAAAGACAAGUGUGAAUUCUUCCAGCCCUCUCUUGAAUAUUUAGGACACAUCAUUGAUGCUACGGGUCUUCGUAAGGCCCCUGAAAAAGUUAAGGCUAUUGUGGAGGCUCCACCUCCUCAAAAUGUUAGCCAGCUUUGCUCAUUUCUAGGACUAUUGAACUAUUAUGGGAAGUUCAUCUCGCAGUUAGCCACACUGUUAAAACCACUUCACGAACUCCUGGGGCAAAACAAGGCCUGGAAGUAG